AUGGGGACACCGGCACUGGGGACACCGGCACUGGGGACACCGGCACACGGGGACUGGCGACACUGGCUGCGAAGUCACACUCCGUCCUUCUGCGACGAGUCCCUGUUCGGUGCCAAACCCCCGGGUCCCGCCUGGGCACCUCCUUGGAUGAGGAAGGAAGACAUAGCCAAGCUCCAUCCGCUGCUCUGGAGCCCCCCGCCUGCCCCCCGAAACCAGCCCGGCCUUUCCCCCCGCUGCAGGGAGACCCCCGUGAGAGCCCUCUCCUCGCCAGCCCCUGCGUCUCCGGCAGCAGCAGCCUUUGAGGUGGGUCGUAAGGGCAAGUCCUGCCUCUGGAAGCGUCCCGAAAGUGGUUCUUGCUCCGAAGGCCGGGAUGCUCCCAGCAGAGGACGUUCCCAGUCUCUCAGCCGGCUGAGCACCCCCUCAGACGGGCUGUGCCUGGCUUCAGACAACCCCAAGACUGAAAGGCGUAAAAACCAGAGCCUUCCAACAGCCCUUGCGACCCCUCGAGGCCCUCUGAUGAGGGGUCGGUCCAAAAGCGUGUCCACACCUCCUUGCGCCAGGGGCUCCGUGGCAGCGGGUGGCUGCAAACCCAGGCCUCCCUGGAAGUGA
Molecule: messenger RNA, 609 nt
Organism: Charadrius vociferus (killdeer)
Lineage: Eukaryota; Metazoa; Chordata; Aves; Charadriiformes; Charadriidae
Gene: RITA1
Product: RBPJ interacting and tubulin associated 1
Exons: 2
Coding region: 1-609 (202 amino acids)
Biological process (GO): nuclear export; negative regulation of Notch signaling pathway; Notch signaling pathway
Cellular component (GO): nucleus; cytoplasm
Molecular function (GO): tubulin binding
Source: RefSeq, a predicted model, not a curated record